AUGUCUGUCACGUGCACAGCGACUUGGCCCAGCCUGGGGGGAUCUUCGGACUCCCUGUCUCCCCGCCCCAACAGAAUCGGCCAGAGCCGCUGCCGCACCUUCGGCCUCGACGGCUUCGAUGCGAGCCCUGGAGUUCCGUCUCUUUCUGAGGUACCACCUGGCCGCCACUUGCCGGAGGAGCGGAUGCCUCCGCUGCCAUCGCUCUGCCUCGUGAUGUACUCCGGGUUCUUGGCAACUUUGGCCUUAGACAUGGUGGUCACGACGGCCGACGAGUAUUCCAAGAGACUUGGGGCAGGGGCGAUGUUCAGUGGACUUAUCAUGGCUUUGACACCACUUCUUCAGGGCUUCGUCGGAGUCCCUCUCAAUCGCUGGAUGUUGACAUCCACGUCUAUGAAGACUGUGAGUAUUCUCAUGGCUGCUGGCAUGGUUGUAGGGAACAUCAUCUAUGCUCUUGCGGGGCUCAUGCACUCCAAGCAGGCUGUGCUUUUCGCACGUGCCCUCAUUGGCAUCUGCCAGUUUCAGUUGGGUCCUCCCAUCUACAUUGCCGAGGCUGUGGGUGUCAAGUGGCGAACGCCGGUGAUGUUUGUGUACUCCGCUGUGGCGACCCUGGGGCUGGCGGCGGCUCCCGCUAUUUGCGGUUUGCUAGAAACCUUCCUGCAUGAGCUGCGCAUUCAUAACUUGGUGUUGGACUCAGACACAGCCCCCGGCUGGUUCAUGGCGAUUGUCUACUUCUCCUACUUACUGAAGGUGGUCUUCUUUUUCGAGAACCCAGAGGAAUCGCCCUCACAGGAAACCAGCCUGGCCUUUGCAGAAUCCCCGGUCGAGAAGCGAGAAUCGUUAUGGACGACUGGCUUCAAUCUAUGCCUGUUGGCAGGCUUUGCGAGCACCAUGACAAACAUCGGCUGCAUAGUCUAUUUCACGCAACUUUCUCAGCACACUUGGCACUGGAACUUGGCCCUUAGCUCGUGGGGUCUUGCAGGGAUCAUGGCAGUCGUGUGCAUUUUGUCGCUGGGAAGCAGCCGGCUUGUGAAACUCGUGGAAGACAGGAAGGGCCUCCAGCUGAGCUCAUUAUCAACUGCCAUUUGCUCCGUACUUGCCUUCCAGUUCAUGCCGAGCUGGUCCGUGGCAACGAUUGCUCUGACUUUUGCUGGUUUGUUGCUCAUCCUGACUGCGAGCAGUGUCGUGAAGAACUAUGCGUAUGCGCUGACACCGAAGAUCGUGCCACCACACUUGAAGGAUCGAGCCGCAUCGUGGCUCAUGCUGGCGCUGACCUUGGGUCGAGGUGUCGGNNACCAUGCUGAGCACAUACCUUUUGCUGUUUGCUCUUGUUUCUGUUUUCCGAUCCCGAAUGAAGCAGCAUGCCAAGGCGGUCUAGGGCUGUCUUGGAAAGUACUUCUUCUGCCAUAG
Molecule: messenger RNA, 1407 nt
Organism: Symbiodinium sp. CCMP2456
Lineage: Eukaryota; Dinophyceae; Suessiales; Symbiodiniaceae
Source: the annotation of a GenBank genome assembly